Messenger RNA from Colius striatus (speckled mousebird), 3088 nucleotides. It is a transcript of the gene REEP5, whose product is annotated as receptor accessory protein 5. The record is from RefSeq and is a predicted model, not a curated record. The transcript has 5 exons. Bases 67 to 636 code for a protein of 189 amino acids. Lineage: Eukaryota; Metazoa; Chordata; Aves; Coliiformes; Coliidae.
UGGCACUUGGCCGUUGCGCGCGCGGGGCUGCGGAGGUUGAGAGCGCGCAUCGGCGACGGCCUCGCCAUGACAGCGGCUAUGAGGCAGAGGUUCGACCGGUUCCUGCACGAAAAGAACUGCAUGACCGCCGUGCUCGAGCGGAUCGAGAGCAAGACCGGCGUCAACCGCACCUACAUCGCCAUCGCCGUCGUCGGGGUGGUUGCCGUGUACCUGGUGGUCGGCUACGGCGCGUCCCUGCUCUGCAACGUCAUCGGCUUCGGCUACCCCGCCUACGUUUCAAUCAAGGCCAUUGAAAGUCCCAACAAAGAUGAUGACACGCAGUGGCUGACUUACUGGGUCGUGUAUGGCGUUUUCAGCAUAGUGGAGUUCUUCUCUGAUAUCUUUCUGUCCUGGUUCCCUUUCUACUACAUGAUAAAGUGUGGGUUCCUGUUGUGGUGCAUGGCUCCAAGUCCUUCUAAUGGGGCAGAGUUUCUCUAUCAUCGAAUCAUCCGACCUUUCUUCCUGAAGCAUGAGGCUCAGCUUGACAGUGUUGUUAAAGACCUGAAGGACAAGGCUGCAGAAACUGCAGAUACCAUCACUAAAGAAGCCAAGAAAGCGACAGUGAACUUGCUGGGUGAAGAAAAGAAGAGCACUUAAACUGUUAAAUGGAUAAAGUUUCCCUACCACCUCCUUUAUGAAGCUUGAUGUUACUGGGAACUGUGUUUUAAUAAUAUUGCCUUGGAAACGUUUUGGUAUAUUAAAAGAAUGUGUUUUAAGUUUGCUUACUACUUUGCUGUGUCUGUAUAGAAAGUCAGCAUUUUUAUUUAAAAGCAAUGCAAUGGGCAGCAUCUGAAGCUUAAUGAAAAUAUUUUAUUCAUCUUCAUGCAGAAGAAAUCCUUCAGUAAUCUCUCUCUGCAGUACAUAAAUAAAAAGCGUGUAUCCCACAGGCUCUGCACUUUAGUUGUCUCUUUGCAUAUGUAAUUACUCUUAACACUUUGACGGUGGUGUCUCUGGUAACGUGAACCUGUUGUAUAAUGAAAACACAAGUCUGAGCAAAUCUUGAAUGUAGAGGGAGUUAUUGUGAGAAAUGGCAUAGUGGGUGUGUUGCCCACCGGUAACAUUGUAAGUGAUGCAGUUACAUGUACUAGGCACCUGAUGAUAGAGAUUAUUCACUGUUGCAUGUUUUCUUGUAACACAAUAUUUGGUACCAUGUGUGUAUUCUUAAAUGGAUAGAUGCUAAAUACAGGAAAGAGUAACUUCAUUCAAGUGAUCAAGCUUCUAUUACCGUGAAGUAAUUUGCCAGAAAUGGGUGCCUUAAAUUGCACACGAUUAGCACAGGAUGACUAAAGUACCACUCCUUGCCUCCUCUUGCUAAAGAAAGUUGUCAUCUAAAGUUGUUGAGUGCCUUUUAAGGCCACACUCUAAAGCACAAACCACCUUUCGCUAAGGAGUGUUAUCCUUACAAACACUUUUUCCUAAAGUCCUGUUCAAGUAUCAAUUGCCUUGGGUGUCAGUCCCCAGAACUGCAUUGUUACUGGGAUGGACUACAACCUCCAUGAUCUGCUUCUGCUCAUAAAAAUCUGCACUCUCUGCUGACUCUGCUAAGAACAACUUUACAUGAGCAUUGAAACUUCAUGAGUGGAGACGCAGUUCUUUGGUGCAGUUCUUGACCAGCCAGUAAACAUGAAACCAAAGUUGUUAAAAGAGAAUAAAGCUUCCAAUACCAAUCAAUGGAAAAGAUAUUAGAUCUGAUUUUAUACUUGCUUUUUCACACUGCAGUACUUUCAACAAAUUCAGCAUGAGUUAUGAAAUCUCCUGUUCUUAUCUUCCUGCUGACAUUUCUUUAGAGCCUACAGUGAUGCUAUGACAGUUCUUAACUCACAGAACACUCAGAAGGUAAGCUUAAGCUUUUGAUAUGAUAAAAAGUGAUUUCUGGUCAAGAAUCUUAAAAGAUUUUAAAUAGACUUUAGAAGACAUUUGUCUUUCUGCAACAAGUGUGAAUUUUCAGAUGCAAGAACUGCAAAAAAAUGAAGCACAUGGUGCAACUGAGCAGACCAGGGUUGCCUUUCAGAGGCCACAUGUUAUAUAAAGAGAUGCAAAAGUGUCUUGAAUAGACACUUUCAGCUUUAAUCUGGAAAACACAGCCCUUACACAUGUCAACUUGUGGAAAACUUAGGGAAACGUGAGACCCACAUUUUUUGCAUAAUUUUCCAUAGGAGAGCCUGCAGUUCAUUAUUUGGAGGGGGAAAAAAUGACACAUUUUGCACUCUUGUGUCAUGGAAAGACACAGCUAGUCUUUCCACAGUGACUUUUUGUUACAUGUGGAUGUGCUGAACAAGGUAAAAUUUACAGCAGAAUUGUAGACAUGAGUCAAAUCUUGAAGUGGCUCACCAUUGAACUGGUUUAAUUUCUUGUCUUAACUUCCUCUGUCCCAAACUCAUGGAACUUUUUUGUAAGCCAUACUAAAUCCUGUGUUUUAAGUACCACCAACUGUGUGUAUAGCAGUCAUGUGGCCACUGUAAAUUACUUUCACCUCUUGAAAUAAUAAGUUUGUUUUGGUUUUUGUAAAGAUACUUAAUGGUCUACUGAUUAAGGUACAAAGUGCUACAUACCUUACUUCUCUAAAAGCUGAUGAUAAAGCUCAAUGAGGUCUGUAGUCAAGACAACUUUUUUUUUCAUUUCUCGUGCUACUCAGCAGUUCCUCUACUGUUAUCAAUGGGGAUAAAACAUUACAUUACAUCUCUUAGAACUUAACUGUUAGGCUUCAAAGCAACUUCUUGUCUUUCCCACUUCAUAUUUCUUGACCAGCAGCUAAAUUCAGUGCUCCUUUUUCAGUUUUCUACUUGAAGUAGAGCUACCAUCUGAUGUUAACAGAGCUUGAUUUUCUUGUCUGCCUUGAUGCAAGUAGAAAGGACUGAAUUUCUGACAAGUUAUCCUUUCCUGCAAGUAACUCCCCUGGGCUGGCCCCACAGAUCCGUGCUCUUCUCACAGCCAUUGUCACAUCUAUGUGCAAUUGUGUUGGUACACAUAUCUGCUCGGUGUCUGUGCUGAAGUUGUAAUGUGCUAAAUAAAAGUGGAUACAAAUAAAGAGAUUCUUGCAGGACUGCUA